Molecule: messenger RNA, 3267 nt
Organism: Peronospora belbahrii
Lineage: Eukaryota; Oomycota; Peronosporomycetes; Peronosporales; Peronosporaceae
Source: the annotation of a GenBank genome assembly
AUGGUGAUGGUCGAGAUUGGUGGCAUUCCUGUCGACUUUCCAUUCAUACCAUACAAUUCACAGAUUAUUUAUAUGGAGAAGGUGAUGUUAGCACUUACAUUGAAACAGAAUGCCAUUCUUGAAAGCCCUACAGGCACUGGCAAGACACUCUGUCUUCUCUGCGCGACAUUAGCAUGGCGUCAACACCGGCAAAAAAUACUUAGCCAAACUGCUGUACGAGAUGCGAAUAAACGUCCUGAAGGCUUGUCAUUGGCGUACGAAGGCAACAGCAGCGACAGUGAGGCACUACAGCUCCCAAGGAUCAUUUAUUCGUCACGAACCCAUUCGCAGCUGAAACAGGUGGUACAGGAGCUCAAGAAUACGUCGUACCGUCCGAAUAUCGCGGUCCUUGGAUCUCGAGAGCAUUUAUGCGUGAAUGAAAAGGUGUCCAAGUUCCAGGGGAUAAAACAAAACCUUGCAUGUCGCUCGACCUGUAAAGACAGAAGAUGUAUGUACAAACUGGGCUUUGACUCAUAUGCGAAGCGGUUAAAGCAGCAAGCAGAGCCAAUUAUGGACAUUGAAGAGCUUGUGACUACAAUGAAGGAGAAGACGAUAUGCCCGUUUUUUAUGACACGGUAUAUGAUGUGUGAAGCUGAGAUUGUUUUUGUGCCGUACAACUAUCUCAUUGACCCUUUGGCACGACAAUCGGUCGGUAUUUCCAUCGAAAACUCAAUACUGAUCUUUGACGAGGCACACAACGUGGAAUCGAUUGCAAGCGAAGCUGCGUCAUAUACUCUUUCAUCGAACGAUAUUUGUGGUUGCAUUUCAGAGGUUGACACGUUUAUGAAGGGGCUAUUGAACCAAAGUAUUCAGUUGAAUGCGGGAAGCAGUCUAACAAUCGAGUCGAUCCAAACGUUGCGAGCUCUAUUUAUGGAAAUUGACAGGGGGCUCAAUAAUUUUCCGGUGUCUUUGAGUGGAGGUUUUACAAAGCCGGGAGAGUACAUUUUUGAAUUCUUUGAGCAAUUCAAUGUAAAUUUUGAGACGUGCCCGCUUGUCUUAAGCAUGAUUGAGGAGAUUGUUGAAGUGGCGCACGGUGGCGAUGAUUCCCACAGAGCUGUAUCAAAACUUGAUACCAUGCUCUCGUUUUUGAGCACAAUCUUUUGGAGCAAAGAACAACAUCUGAUAUCAGCGAAAUACUAUCGAGUCCACAUCCAAGAAGUACGAGAAAGACUAGUAAAUACUGGCCGCCUGUAUAACGCUGAUCGGAAAAACAAGACUACUAACCGCGUUUUUAACUACUGGUGCUUCCAUCCUGGUGUUGCGUUCCGCGAAAUCUGUUCCAACCUUGUUCACAAUGUCAUCUUGACGAGUGGAACGCUUUCGCCACUGGAUACAACGGUCAACGAGCUUGGCAUCGAUUUUCCGGUGCGGUUAGAGAACAAUCACGUGGUCGACGCCGACCAAGUCUGGGUGGGUGUCGUGGGCACAGGCGUGACUGGAAAACGAUUGAAUUCCAGCUACAACUUCCGAUCAACAGAAACUUAUUUGUUGGAGCUAGGCAACACAAUUGUGAAUUUCACUCGUCUCGUCCCGCACGGCCUACUUAUCUUUUUCCCUUCCUACUCGAUUUUAGAAGAGAGCAUUGAUAAGUGGCGAGAACCUGCAUUGAGCGAGUCAUCUUUGUCAAUUUGGGAGAGAAUUGUCCAGCUUAAACAAACAUUUGUGGAGCCUCGAGGUCGGGCAGAGUUUAAAGCCGUGGUUGACGAAUACCACCAAAGUAUCACCGACAAUCCUAAAGGUGCAGUGUUUUUUGCCGUGUCGAGGGGAAAGGUAAGUGAAGGUAUUGACUUUUCAAAUGAUAAAGGUCGUGCUGUGGUCAUCACCGGCUUGCCCUUUCCACCUACAAAAGACCCAAAAAUUGUGUUGAAAAAGAGCAUUUUGGACGAAGCGGUAGUGCCACCAGGGGAACUGAAAUUGACGGGAAACGCAUGGUAUAUUCAACAAGCGUCGCGAGCAGUUAACCAAGCCAUCGGUCGUGUCAUUCGUCAUCGCCACGAUUACGGGGCUAUUAUACUGUUGGACGAAAGAUUUGCAUUGAAACAACAGCAGGAAUGCCUAUCAAAGUGGUUACAACCCUAUUGUCACAUAUUCAAAGGAUAUGGUGAAGCACAUAUUGGUUUAGCUCGCUUCUUUAAGCGCAACAAGGCAAGAGCGGUACCCGAGUCAUCUGGAAAGAAGCUUUUUCAGCAGCCAAAAUUGAUUGGAUUGUCCAAAAGAACGUUGUUAACAGCUUCCAAAGUAUUGUCCGACAGCGAAGGAGGUCAAACGAGUCUGCUGAUAAAUGCGUCACAACUGUCCAAUUCUCACCCUUCUAUUGGUGUUGGGCAAUCAUAUGUAAACCCACAACUUCUUCAACACCCACCAGAUCCAUUGGAGGCAGCAGAACCUAGAACGUGUGCUCUACCAGCUCCUGUAGCUUCUCAUCAGAAACGCUCGCUAGGGUCGCUGUUAAUGUCCACAUCUAAAUCAGCAAUGGUUGACAUGACGUCGUCAAUUUCUCGCCCAUUUACGGCGCCGAAGAUGGCGAGCAGUAAAAGCUUUGCUGGUUGCGCUAUCAUUGGUGAUGAUAACGAUGCAGAGUCGUUGCAGAAUGUAAAGCACCAGUUUAUGGCGAAUGUUGCUGUUGCGAAAGUAGACAAAUUUAGUGUGGAAACGUCUACAGCCGAAUUUCCUGCAGUGGUAAGAAAAGUGCUUCAACCUUCAGACGUGCCGAAACUGUACAGCUUCAUUCGACAGCUGCAGUCAGGUGAAGAAGUGGAUUCGUCACUUCGUGGGAUCUGCAAUCUACUCCGUGGUCCUGCUUGCAAAGAGCUACUGAAAUUGAUGCCGAAAGUGUUGAAUGGUACAAUGUGCGAACAGUUCAUUGAGGCGGCCAGGAGUCAUGGGCUAGAAGUAUCAGUACGUGAUAAAGCUCAACGAAGCUAUACUGAAGUGCGAGCGUCAGACAUGUCAACAUUAUUUGAACGACUUCAGCAAAAGAAGAGGAAGACUUCUCAUGGCAAUAUUAUAACAGGAGCUGUUGUUAAAGAUCCGCAAUGCUUUGUGUGCUACGAUAUCGCGCGGAAGGCAUAUGCGUCACCGCAAUGCGGUCAUAUUUGCUGCCAACCUUGUUGGAAAAAGAUGGAGAAGGACGGAUUUACAUCCUGCCCAGUGUGCAAGGUCCCAAUUAAACUACAACAGCUGAGCUUGAUUCGGGCAGCGAAAGAUUCCUCAGGUCGCAAUGCUUAA